AUGGCUGAGAAGGAGAAGAGCUUUGUGGAUGAGAUAAACAAGGCAAUGGCAAAGUCGGAAGGGCUUCCCCUCAAGGACCUGCUGUUCUGCUACCAGGGGACUCCCUACCCCAUCACCGUGUGCAGUGCGGAGACCUUCCAAGCUCUGGAGAACUUGGAGGCCAGAAGAGACGAUCUGGUGCUGGUGUCUUACCCCAAAUGUGGUGUGAACUGGCUGAUCCAGAUUGUAAGUGAUUUGAUAUUUACAAGUACCCAGAGUAAAUGUGUAAGCACAGAACUACCCUUCAUUGAAUGUGGAGAUCCAGAUAAAUACCAGCGGAUGAAGCAGAUUCCGUCCCCAAGGAUUUUGGCAACCCAUCUGAGUUACGAUUGCCUCCCUAAGUCUAUUUUCAAGAAGAAAGCCAAGAUAUUAGUGCUGUUUCGAAACCCUAAAGAUACAGCUGUCUCCUUUUUCCAUUUCCACAACAAUGCGCCAAGCAUCCCCAGUUACAGCUCCUGGGAUGAGUUCUUCUCAGAGUUCAUGAAUGGGAAAGUCAGCUGGGGAUCCUAUUUUGAUCAUGCAGUCACCUGGAACAAACAUAUAGAGGAUGAAAAUAUUAUGGUUGUAUUAUAUGAAGACCUGAAGGAGAGCCUAACUUCCAGCGUGAAGCAGAUAGCUGAUUUCCUUGGAUUCUCCUCAACAGCUGAGCAGAUCCAGUCUAUUGCUGACAGGGCCACUUUCCAGGCGGUGAAGGAUAAGGCUCAGGAGACGCAUGGUCCUGUUGGCUCACUUCUCUUCCGAAAAGGUGUUGUUGGGGACUGGCGAAAUCUUUUCACUGAAGCUCAGAACCAGGAAAUGGAUGCCAAAUUCAAAGCGUGCUUAGGAGGAACUAAGCUGGGAGCAAUGUUAAAAUAUGAUGUGUACUGCAAGGUCUGAAUUAGAGUUGCAGAAAAACAUCUCAUGUCUGGGCUGCUCUUCAUUCACUUUUAUGAAAUCAAAAAGGAAUUAGGACGAGUAACCAAUGUGAAAUAUUUGAAAUACAUUGCAAUUUACAGACCUGUCUAUUUGAUCUUAACUAGCAUGAUCGAUCCUUCUUUAUUCAGUUGGUCCUGUUGAAUUCACUGGAUCCUCUUAGAUGAGCUGUGGUUCUUUUGCCUCAUUUUUUUUUAAAUUUGAUUUUUAGCCAUGAUUCAGUGUUCCGUGGUAGAAUCCUGUUUGAAAUGGGUAUGCGUUAUCUGAACUUGCUGAAAUCACUGAGUGUGUAUUCACUGUGUUAAAAUGA
Messenger RNA from Nothoprocta perdicaria, 1261 nucleotides. RefSeq names its product sulfotransferase family 6B member 1 (gene SULT6B1). Bases 1 to 915 code for a protein of 304 amino acids. Gene Ontology annotation, biological process: sulfation. Lineage: Eukaryota; Metazoa; Chordata; Aves; Tinamiformes; Tinamidae. The record is from RefSeq and is a predicted model, not a curated record. Gene Ontology annotation, molecular function: sulfotransferase activity. The transcript has 7 exons. Gene Ontology annotation, cellular component: cytoplasm.